AUGUCGGGCUCCUACGAUGAAUGUGCGGGUUUUGACGACACCAUGGACAGCUUUUGGGAGGUGGGGAACUACAAACGCGCCGUCAAAAGGUUUGAUGACGGACAUCGACUGUGCAAUGACCUGAUGAGCUGCCUGCAGGAGCGCUCCAAGAUCGAGAAGGCCUAUGGAGACCAGCUGACCGCCUGGGGCAAGAGGUGGAGACAGCUCAUAGAGAAAGGUCCACAGUACGGCUCAGUGGAGCGGGCCUGGCUGGCGGUCAUGACGGAGGCAGAGAAGGUGAGCGAGCUGCACCAAGACGUGAAGAACAACCUGGUGAACGAAGACGUGGAGAAAGUGAAGAACUGGCAGAAAGAAGCCUACCACAAACAGAUGAUCGGAGGGUUUAAGGAGGCCAAGGAGGCAGAGGAGGGCUUCAAGAAGGCCCAGAAACCAUGGGCCAAGAAACUCAAGGAGAUGGAGACGGCAAAGAAAGCCUACCACAUGGCCUGCAAGGAGGAGAAACUGGCCGCAACCAGAGAGGCCAAUGGGAAAACUGAGGCGUCUGUCACACCCGACCAGCAGAAGAAACUCCACGAGAAAGUCGAUAAAUGCAAACAGGAUGUGCAGAAGGCCAAGGAGAAGUACGAGAAGUCCCUGGAGGAGCUGAACAAGUGCACCCCUCAGUACAUGGAAAGCAUGGAGCAGGUGUUUGACCAGUGUCAACAGCACGAAGUGCGGAGACUCAACUUCCUCAAAGAGGCUCUGCUGGACAUCAAGCGCCACCUGAACCUUACUGAGAACCAAAGCUAUGCCACAAUAUACAGAGAACUGGAACGCACCAUCCUGGCUGCAAACACGCAAGAGGACCUCAAGUGGUUUAGCAACAACCACGGACCGGGCAUGCAUAUGAACUGGCCUGCAUUUGAGGAGUACAACCCAGAUGCUGCUGCUGCUCCUCCAAAGAAAAAGAAACCAGAUGGAGCCCCACCCACUCCCAGCACAGACCAUGUGGCGCCACCUGGUGACCGCAGCAGUGUGAGCAGCUAUGACAAGAACCAAACCUACUCAGCCGAAUGGUCCGAUGACGAGCAACCCGCCGCGUACUCAGGCAACGAAAACGGAGGCAAUGGCAACUCUUUUGAGGACGAUUCUAGCACCGGCCGAGGGGUCCGUGUGCGUGCCCUGUACGACUACGAAGGACAGGAACAAGAUGAGCUCACCUUCAAAGCAGGUGACGAGCUGACCAAGACUGAGGAUGAAGAUGAGCAGGGCUGGUGUAGAGGACGUUUGGACAACGGUCGGGAGGGACUGUACCCGGCCAAUUAUGUGGAGCCCAUCUAGUCAUGUGACUAGAGAAGGACACGCUAUUGGAGGCAGCUUGAACUGUCCUGUCCAAUUGCACCGCACAUAGCCAGAGACUUAUGAGCAACACAUCCCCUGCCCAACAGAAGCGCCAAGCAUUCCCGCUAAUAAAACUUAGUAACCCAAAAGACAAUAGUAUAUGUAUCCUAUAAUUUCUCCAUCAUUGGGUGGGUGGACCUAACGCGUACAGGAGCAGCCUGUAUUCCAGUAUAUACACCCUAA
Molecule: messenger RNA, 1563 nt
Organism: Boleophthalmus pectinirostris (great blue-spotted mudskipper)
Lineage: Eukaryota; Metazoa; Chordata; Actinopteri; Gobiiformes; Gobiidae
Product: protein kinase C and casein kinase substrate in neurons protein 1-like
Exons: 9
Coding region: 1-1320 (439 amino acids)
Biological process (GO): regulation of endocytosis; plasma membrane tubulation; neuron projection morphogenesis
Cellular component (GO): endosome; plasma membrane; cytoplasm
Molecular function (GO): protein binding; phospholipid binding
Source: RefSeq, a predicted model, not a curated record